AUGAAUAUACUUCAGCAGGCAAGUUGGAUGCUGAGGAAUAUUAUGGAAGCAAGGAAGACAAUACAACAGUUUCCAGAAGUAAACCAAAGACAGAGUGCUAUUAAGCAGAUUUAUCUAGGUCUACUGGGAAACCACAACAAAGUUGCAUGGAGAUCGUUGAUGUUUCACAAUGAAGCUAGACCUAAAGCAGUAUUCACAAUGUGGAUCCAAUGCCAUGGAAGAAUGCUCACAGCAGAUAGGCUAACUAAAUGGGGAAUCCAAGUAAAUCCAAGUUGCAGCUUAUGUAAUAAUGUAGAAGAAUCACAUAUGCAUUUAUUUGGUGAAUGCAGCUUCUCUAGAGCAGUGUGGUGUAGAUUACUGAAAUGGCUACAAAUGUGUAAAGCUUUAGUGAUUCCUUGGACGCAGAUGGUUACAUGGGUGAUUAUACAAGCUAAAGGAAAGUCAUGCAAAGCUAGAAUAGUGAAAAUGAUAUAUGCUGAAUACAUUUAUGGGAUAUGGAAGGAGAGAAACAGUAGAAUUUUUGAAGAGAAAUCAAAGAAUGCAGAAUAA
Nicotiana attenuata is the source of this 549-nucleotide messenger RNA. RefSeq lists its product as uncharacterized. The record is from RefSeq and is a predicted model, not a curated record. The transcript has a single exon. Lineage: Eukaryota; Viridiplantae; Streptophyta; Magnoliopsida; Solanales; Solanaceae. The coding region runs from base 1 to 549 and encodes 182 amino acids.